Penicillium cosmopolitanum is the source of this 441-nucleotide messenger RNA. RefSeq lists its product as uncharacterized. The record is from RefSeq and is a predicted model, not a curated record. The transcript is spliced from 2 exons. NCBI's taxonomy places the organism in Eukaryota, Fungi, Ascomycota, Eurotiomycetes, Eurotiales, Aspergillaceae. Bases 1 to 441 code for a protein of 146 amino acids.
AUGGAUCCCCAUACCGAUCGACAUCCAGACACUAAGAUGGUCGCUUCAGACCCGGAGAAGCCCAUUAGCGACGAGGAGCAGUUGGCAGCACUUGGUCAUGUGCAAGAACUCCGCCGACAAUAUCAUUGGGUGCAUUGUCUCAGUCCACCUUCCUACCGAUCAACUGCGGCCUGGUUCACUGGCUGGGUCUCCAUCGGUGGACAGCUCGUUCUUUCAGCUUCCGCCGCUUUCGCUGCUGGGCUCCAGCUGCAGGCGCUAAUUACCCUCAACAAUCUCGAUACAUAUGUUCCACUGCGAUGGCAGGGAAUGCUUUUCUACUGGGCGAUACUGGCGUAUUCUACAGCGGUUAAUGUAUGGGGAUCUAAAAUUCUACCACAUACCAAUCUCAUCGCAGGUAAGAAGCCGCCCGCUGUCAAGAAGCUCCCCGAGAUAGAUGUAUGA